Molecule: messenger RNA, 936 nt
Organism: Vicia villosa (hairy vetch)
Lineage: Eukaryota; Viridiplantae; Streptophyta; Magnoliopsida; Fabales; Fabaceae
Exons: 1
Coding region: 1-936 (311 amino acids)
Source: RefSeq, a predicted model, not a curated record
AUGGCGGUUGAUUUUAUUGCUCCAAAUGUGAUUGAUGGAGAUAUUGAGAUAAGCAUUGAUGACACGGAUGUAGCACAGGAGCUGGAGUUCUGGGAAAAUGCUAUGAUUCUCUUUGCUUUAGGAGGAAAUCUCACGAUGAAUGCAGUGAAGAAGUUCAUGGAAAGCUCAUGGAACUUUGUUGUGUUACCAAAUCUGUACUACAAUGAAGCUGGUUACUUCAUUGUGCGUUUCAGGAGCUAUGAAGACAUGGAGAAAAUCAUGGCUCAGGGACCAUAUUUCAUAUUUGGGAAACCUAUCUUUUUGAAACCAUGGUCGCCUGACUUUGAAAUUACGGAGGAUGUUCUACGAGUGCUGCCCAUAUGGAUCACGCUCCCUAAUCUCCCUCUUCACCUAUGGGGAAAGAGUAGCAUCUCGAAGAUCUCUAGUGUUGUUGGCAAGCCUAUCACCACCGAUGAAUGCACGGCUAAAAAGUUGAGGAUCUCCUAUGCUAGGGUGCUGGUGGAAGUGGAUAUCACACAAAAGCCUAGGGAUACCAUUUGUAUUAAGGAUCAUGUGGGGAAGAAAUUUGAACAAAAAAUUGAGUACGAAUGGAGACCAAGUUAUUGUCACUCAUGUUUGCGAGUUGGACACGAUUGCUCCCAACAGAAGACCAAACAGGCCCCUAAAGUGUGGAAAAUGAAAGAGAAGGCUGAAGAAUUGAAGCAAGGGGAGAUUGUGGAAACUCAUAACACAACUGCAGGACCAAGCCAUACGAAAAUAGGGGUGUUAGAGGAACACAAGGAAGCAUCUACUGAUGAGAACUGGACAAUGGUUACCAAGAAGGGCAAAACAAUUAUGGCAACACCUAAGAAUGACAAUCCUGUGCUAUUUACAAACCCGUUUACCCACCUUAGGAUUGGAGAUGGUCCUAUAGGAGGGCAUAGCCCUGAUAAAUGA